This is a messenger RNA of Nestor notabilis (Kea), 873 nucleotides long. It is a transcript of the gene MCU, whose product is annotated as mitochondrial calcium uniporter. Lineage: Eukaryota; Metazoa; Chordata; Aves; Psittaciformes; Psittacidae. Gene Ontology annotation, cellular component: mitochondrial inner membrane; uniplex complex. The transcript has 7 exons. The annotation marks the transcript as partial. Gene Ontology annotation, biological process: calcium import into the mitochondrion; mitochondrial calcium ion homeostasis. Gene Ontology annotation, molecular function: uniporter activity; calcium channel activity. The record is from RefSeq and is a predicted model, not a curated record.
GAGCAUCAGAGGCUUUCUCCUUGCCAGAGCGUGAGAGUGGUCUAUUGCAGUACAGUAGUGCCCUCUGAUGAAGUGACAGUGGUUUACCAAAAUGGGUUACCUGUGAUUUCUGUGAAUCUUCCAUCCCGGCGUGAACGUUGCCAGUUCACGCUUAAACCUAUCUCAGACUCUGUUGGUGUGUUCUUACAACAGCUGCAAGCAGAGGACCGAGGAAUUGAUCGGGUUGCAAUCUACUCAGCAGAUGGCACACGUGUUGCCUCCUCCACAGGCAUAGAUUUACUUCUGCUGGAUGAUUUCAAACUGAUCAUUAAUGAUGUCGCAUACCAUGUUAGACCACCAAAGAGAGAGCUCUUAAGCCAUGAAAAUGCAACGACGCUGAAUGAUGUAAAGACACUGUUUCAGCAGUUAUAUACCGCCUUGUGCAUUGAGGAGCAUCAGCUGAACAAAGAGAAGGAGCUCAUAGGGAGACUAGAGGAACUGAAGGAGCAAAUAGCACCACUAGAAAAAGUAAAGCUGGAGCUCCGCCGGAAAGCAGAGAAGAGGACAACCUUGGUGUUGUGGGGAGGCCUGGCCUACAUGGCCACUCAGUUUGGGAUUCUGGCACGCCUCACCUGGUGGGAGUAUUCUUGGGACAUUAUGGAACCAGUCACCUAUUUCAUCACUUAUGGUAGUGCCAUGGCAAUGUAUGCUUAUUUCGUAAUGACUCGCCAGGAAUAUGUUUAUCCAGAAGCCAGAGACAGACAGUAUUUAUUAUUUUUCCAUAAAGGAGCCAAAAAGACACGAUUUGAUUUAGAGAAAUACAAUCAACUCAAGGAUGCAAUUGCUCAGGUAACAAGAAUUUUUCCAGAAAUAAGACAAAUUACUGUUUGCUAG